AUUCAGAUUAUCAUCAUCAUCAACAACAACAACAAACUUAUUUGUAGAAAUUAGGUUGUUGAUGUGCUAUUUUAAUUGGUAUGUUAAACUUGGUGCCAAUUUAGAAUUAAAACCGAUUCAAUAUAGAAUUUACAUAAAUAAAAAGAAAGGACAGUGUGAUUGUAGAAAAGAUGGGGCCUGUUCCCCAGCCAGAGGAAGAUAGGGAUCACCCUUCUCAUAAUGAGCAUGAAAUUGAAGAUGCUGAGCAUCCAGCUGUGGUGAUAAAUGUGGACAUAUCAGACAGUGAUGAAGAAGAUGAUGAUGAUAAUGAUGAUGGAUAUGGUGGUUACAUUGGUUACCAAGCUCUAUCACAAGAUGGUGGUCAAGCAGGACUAGACAUUAGCUCAGAAUCAGAGCAAGAAGAAGACUCUGAGACAGAAGAAGAUAUACAUUCAUCUCCUGGUAACAAUGGUUCAGCUGUGAUAGAGAAUAUAGAGGAAGAUAUGGAGUGUCAUGUACCAGAGGGGUUAGUUCACCAAGUGAGACAUCCAGACUACCCAAAUACAUCAAAUUUACCUGGAUAUAUGCAGGUCCCCGAGUUACCUAGACCAGACAGAAAAGAUAUGUUAUGGAACCAGGAUAGACAAUCUGAUCAUUCAAAAGAUACAGAUGAUACAGAUAAGAUCAAGUCAGUGAUGUCAAACAUCAAACUCCCCUCCUCAAACAUUCCAGACUGGGCUAAGGCACUCUCAGAUGACCAAUGGCAGGUACAGGUGGUUAAUAAGCUCAAAGUUAAAACCAGUCAAAAAAAUAACUCAGAAGUAAAUAAAGGAACCAGUCAGAUUCAAGAUAAAAGUGAAUCAUAAUAUAGUGUAAGAGGACAUUUAGCUACAGACAGUAAAGUGAACAAGAGUGUAAGAAGUAUAUAUACAACAGUAACCUUUACAUGUACUGGUAUAAUUCCUUGAGUAUCAUUUAUGUAAACAGAGGGUCAUGCCUUGAGAUACUAUGUAAUAUUGUUGCUUUUAUUAUUACUGCAUGACUAUAAAUAGAUUGUUUUGUCAAUAAUAUUUUAAAGCUACUUGCUUCGUUUUUAGGUAAUUUAUUUUAAAUAUGAGCAAUGUAUAAUUAUUAAAACAUAUUUAACCUUAAAAGUGAUAAACUUAGAUGUAUAUAAAGACUGGUUGAAUUUUACAGAAAAUUAAGGGGAGAAAAAAAUCGUUAGAUUUUACGAGUUGCUGAAAACAACAUUACUUGUUACAGUCAGGGUUUCCGGACAUAUCACUAUCGGUAUAAUUGACAGUUCCAUUGCUGAUAUUCAGCUUAGAAUUCAUGAAAUUAUGGUCACUCUAUGUGUUAUACUUCUCUUUCUCUGCAAAUGCAGUCAAAUAACUAAAUAUGUUUGUUGUAAAACAUAUACAUUGGUGUAAGAUUUGAGCACAUUGAAAACCUUUCUUACUUUAGAUAAAAAUAUAUUUUAUUUUAAUUUCCUUUUGUAGCUGUUAGUCACAUUCAUACAGUGUCUUUGGUUUAUUUAUCCCUACAUCAAAGGCAAAGGUGAUAUUAGAAAUGUUUUCUGUCUGUGCAUCAGUGGAAUUGUCCAGAGCAUAACUACAAAAGUACUUGAGUGAUUUUUUUUCAAACUUCAAACACUAACAGAGCAUAACUCUGCCUUGCCUUCUUUUAGAGUUAUUCCUCUUUAUCAGAUUCACUUGGAAAAAAAUUCCUGAGCAAAACUCUAAAUGUACUUCAAAGAUUUUCUUCAAAUUUAAUACACUGACAUAAAUAAAAAAAUUAGAUUAAUCUUACUAGUAAAAUACCUUACUAGUGAUGCUAACCUCUUCAUUAUCUUAUUCUUUUCCCAUAUCUUGAAAACUGUACUUAAAUGUUAAGAUAAAAACUUAGUUAUUACAUGAAUUGCAAUGGUACAUAUUACCUGUAUUUUGCAUAAGCUUAUGUGUCUAUAAUUCUUAUAUUUGUUACACAGGGAAAUUUAUCUUAUUACCAUCCAU
Molecule: messenger RNA, 1991 nt
Organism: Ruditapes philippinarum (Manila clam)
Lineage: Eukaryota; Metazoa; Mollusca; Bivalvia; Venerida; Veneridae
Product: male-enhanced antigen 1-like
Exons: 6
Coding region: 171-845 (224 amino acids)
Biological process (GO): spermatogenesis
Source: RefSeq, a predicted model, not a curated record